UCACAGGCUCAAGACCGGAUACAACCCAACACCACCGGUUACCAAUGGUCCACUAACCAGACCGGCUCUUGCUACCGGACCUACGCCUUUUACCGAGCUUCAGCUCCUAAUUUCCUCGACCAUGCCUUCAUUGGUGACCUCUUCUCCAUUAGUCGCCCUAUGAUUGUAGGACCAAGCAACAUUUCUUCUCCUACUUCAACUUUAGCCCCAAACGAACCCCUCUUCGUUCAUCUAUCUUGCUCCUGCAACUUCAUCAACUCAACCUUCAGUGCCAUCAAGAAAGGAGACAUGUUUUGCCAAGUCUCCAUGUUUAGCUACAGGAACCUCACGACCUACCAAUUCGUAGAAGUCGUGAACCCUAUCCUCAUCCCGACGAAUUUGAUGAUAGGUGUUAGUGCCGUGUUCCAUGUGUUCUACAAGUGCCCUAACACGACGCAGUUGCGAAAGUGUCGCGAUUGCCAGUGCAGACGCAGCUUUCGGUUAAUACUUUGGCGGCCCCAGCUUCAUCCCCUACCGUAUCACCUGUAACUUCCCGCGACAAAACAGGAACUGUGAGAGGAUUGACGAUUGGGUUAGGAAUUUGUCAAAGCUCAACAAUCAGAACCAGAAAACCCUUUCCUUUCUCCACUCGUGCAGA
Molecule: messenger RNA, 637 nt
Organism: Neltuma alba
Lineage: Eukaryota; Viridiplantae; Streptophyta; Magnoliopsida; Fabales; Fabaceae
Product: serine/threonine receptor-like kinase NFP
Exons: 2
Coding region: 160-528 (122 amino acids)
Source: RefSeq, a predicted model, not a curated record